UUGCACUCAAAUACAGUUGAUGUCACCGAACUGGAACGGCUACGACGUGAGGCUGUUCCUUCAUCGGGUGAAAAUGCUGCGGCUGAGGAUGCGGCGCCACAACUUGCUGAGCAAACGGCAAAUGUAGAUGCCGCCGUGAAUAACCCAGUUGUGGUAGAUUCAAACGAUGAUGGAACAGUCGCCCAGGAACUGGAACUAGAGCAAAUGAGGAGUACAGUAGAAGAUGCGAUUAUGGAAAUGCGCAGUACGCCUCUCGAGAAUCGACCGCGACUUCCCCGCAUAGCCCUAAGCAAGCGGGAUCGGGCUAUCGUGAGGGCUCUGAACCCAAUGCUGGUUACCUAUUUGGAAGCCAGCCGGGACCUUUGCGAGACGGACUCAAUUCUUUUUGGCGCCACACUGGCAGUCUGCCGUAUUAUAGGCACCAAAUUUCCACAGCUGGACGCGCUACCGGACAAAGUAGUGCUAUCCCAGCCUGGAGAAUAA
Parnassius apollo (apollo) is the source of this 483-nucleotide messenger RNA. NCBI's taxonomy places the organism in Eukaryota, Metazoa, Arthropoda, Insecta, Lepidoptera, Papilionidae. The record is from the annotation of a GenBank genome assembly.